ACAACGUGUGGACGGGAGGUAAAUCAGAUGACGUAAACGGAUGGGUCUGGUGGUCGGAGGGUCACCGCUCAGAUAUUGAUUGGACAAAAUUGUCGGUCACAGGGUUUGAUCCAACCAUAGGCGCUUGCAUCGUGCUGUCAAAUCAGGCAAGCGAAAUGUUAAAUACAGACUGUGACGCCUUUCAUCCAUUUUUAUGUCAGAGAGAAACGGGUUUCAGAAUUUCAGAGAAUGAUUGGUUCCAAGUAAACGACCGGAAGUUGGCACGUGUCGCCAAGGGAAGUAACUGGGAAUCUGCUUCGCUCAUAUGUCAAGCGAACGGAGGAACACUAGCUUCUAUUUAUGACAUAACGGAAAUUAGCACGAUUCAAAGAGAACUGGAAGUGAAAGGCGUACCUUAUCCUCAACAAUUAUGGCUUGGUGGACUCUACGAUGAGACACAAAUGACGUGGAUAUGGCAAGAUGAAAAUCUACCGAUAGACGGGAGUCUCUGGUUGUCGGGGUACGGAGGAGAGCCCGAUCAACUCCCAGAUAACGCGUGUGUGAUGAUGUAUGCAGACAGCUUCCGGAACGAUAUGUGUGCUAACGAAUAUAGUGCCCUAUGUCAGAUAUUUUCAGCUGGUGUUACUAAUCUGAUGUAAUGAUGGUAGUGACGAUUGAUUUGUGUACACCUAAUGACAAUUGAUUCAUGUUCGCUUAUGACGAUUGAUUUGUGUAUACUAAAUAACGAUUGAUUCGUGUAAACCUAAUAACGAUUAAUUCGUGUAAACCUAAUGGCGAUUGAUUCAUGUACACCUAAUGACGAUUGAUUCAUGUACACUUAAUGACGAUUGAUUUGUGUACACUAAAUAACGAUUGAUUCAUGUAGACUUAUUGACGAUUGAUUUUGUACACUUAAUGACGAUAGAUUCAUGUUCGCUUAAUAAGCACUUUUCGGUUCAAGGUUCAUAACAAUUUGAAGUACACAUAGCCAAUAUGCAUCAGUAUUUUUUUACAGUUACAUCACGUUUCUCAACCGGAAGUCUGCUUUACAAGAAAAAGGACUUUUCGUGAAAACAUAGUUAUAUCACGUUAGCUGGUCGCAAACCCAUUAUGUUGGUUUUGUCAUGGCACGGCUCAUUUGUAUUUCAUGAUUCCCAGUUAAAAUAUUUGUUUCGUUCAGCUGUCGGUUAGAGCAAAUACCUAGUAUUGAAUGAAAUAGGAAGUAGUCUUACACUUUUGCAUUUAUUUUUUUCAAUUUACACAAUGUUGUAGUAGUUAAUUAAGUAUUUGUUGUAGUCAUUUUAUUUUAUCAUUUUA
Molecule: messenger RNA, 1296 nt
Organism: Ruditapes philippinarum (Manila clam)
Lineage: Eukaryota; Metazoa; Mollusca; Bivalvia; Venerida; Veneridae
Exons: 3
Molecular function (GO): signaling receptor activity
Source: RefSeq, a predicted model, not a curated record